This is a messenger RNA of Seminavis robusta, 438 nucleotides long. NCBI's taxonomy places the organism in Eukaryota, Bacillariophyta, Bacillariophyceae, Naviculales, Naviculaceae. The record is from the annotation of a GenBank genome assembly.
AUGGCAACAUCAGCAAGUGACCCCAACAAUCCAGGCAACACUCUGGCAUCGGCCGUGGACGCAGAAAUCGCCAAGUUUCGUGAACUCCAAGAGCAGCUCCAUGGGUUACGAGGCGACCUUCAAGUGGUCAUGGGUCAACAAACGGAGAACGAAAUGGUGCAGACGGAAUUGAAUUUGCUCAAGGACGACGUUGUCUACAAGCGCGUGGGACCCGCUCUAGUGCGUCAAGAAUUGGACGAUGCCAAGGAGACUGUAUCCAAGCGAUUGGAAUUUAUUUCCAAGGAGCAAGACAAACUCAAGGCCAAAAUGAGCGCCAUGGAAAAACAGCUCGAUGAAAAGGGACGAAAGAUUGCCGGCAUGCAGACCGAUAUGCAGCGUAUGACGGCUCAAGCCGUGCAAGCGAUUCAGCAGCAACAUACUCAACAAAAGGCGAGCUAG